Molecule: messenger RNA, 3150 nt
Organism: Tribolium castaneum (red flour beetle)
Lineage: Eukaryota; Metazoa; Arthropoda; Insecta; Coleoptera; Tenebrionidae
Product: sodium/potassium-transporting ATPase subunit alpha
Exons: 8
Coding region: 86-3109 (1007 amino acids)
Biological process (GO): intracellular potassium ion homeostasis; intracellular sodium ion homeostasis; proton transmembrane transport
Cellular component (GO): plasma membrane
Molecular function (GO): P-type sodium:potassium-exchanging transporter activity; ATP binding; ATP hydrolysis activity
Source: RefSeq, a predicted model, not a curated record
AAGAGAGCCUUUUAUUUUCAUUCCUCCCCGAUUUCUCAAAAAACAAGAUACCCGUGACCCAUCAAAGUCAUUUUGAAGUUUCCCCAUGUCGACCCUAAAGCGCGACAAAAGCAAAUCCAAAUCGAAGGUCCGCUUAACCGACGAACAGAUCGAAUCUUUCAAAAACGAAUAUUCGAUCGAUGACCACUUAAUCAGUCUUCGCGAACUCGAAAUCAGACACAACACCAACAUCAAACGCGGCCUAACCGAAAUCCAAGCCCACGAGCGCCUCCUCCGAGACGGCCCCAACUGUCUUGAAGCCCCACCCGGGAAAUCCCGUUGGUUGAUUUUGGCAAACUUUCUAUUUUGUGGCUUCAAUGCCUUGUUAUGGCUCGCGGUGAUUAUGGCUUUUGUCACUUUUGCCAUAACGAAGUCACAGGGGAAGCCAGCGGCUGAGGAACAACUCUACUUUGCCACCGUUGUCCUGAUUGUGAUCCUCUUCACUGGAUUUUUUAGUUUUUACCAAGAGGCCGCCAACGUUGCUAUUAUUGAAGGUUUUCAGAAAUUGACACCAAAAUCAGCCACGGUUAUACGAGACGGCGAAAGGCGUGUCAUACCAAGCGAGGACGUUGUGAUUGGUGAUUUGGUGGAGCUAAAGGCGGGCGAAUGGAUACCCGCCGAUGUUAGAUUGGUCAAAUGUCAAUCAUUGAAGGUUGAUAACAGCGCAAUCACCGGAGAAUCCAACCCACAGAGUCGCUCCUCGGAAUUAUCAGACCCUUUGGCAAUAGAAUCGCCAAAUUUGGCCUUUUUUAGCACGUGUGCCGUCGAGGGGAGUGGCAUGGGCGUGGUUAUCAAACGCGCCGAUGACACUCUGAUUGGUGCAAUCGCCAACUUGGCCACCUCCCUCGAGAAGGGAACCACGCCCAUCCGGAAAGAAAUCAACUAUUUUAUCAAAUUCAUCACGGUUUUGGCUUUCGGGAUCGGUACGAUUUUUUUCAUCGUUUGUAUAGCCUACGGUUAUGAUUUUUUCACAAGUUUUACGUAUUUUAUCGCUUUGAUUAUUGCAAAUGUUCCGGAAGGACUUCCGGUUACUUUAACUGCCUGCAUGACGCUUACUUCCAAACGAAUGGCAUCGAAAAAUUGUUUGGUCAAGAAACUGGAAGCUAUAGAAACGCUAGGUUGCACUAGUGUCAUAUGUUCGGACAAAACAGGGACUUUGACCCAAAACAAGAUGAAAGUUGUCCAUCUCUACUAUGACAACCAAGCGUAUUAUGUCAUGGUGGACGGGGAAUCCCUUGAAAGGGAGAGCCAGGCUUUCCAGGCCCUGUGCCAGGUUGCAGUGCUUUGUAGCCGGGCGACGUUUGUGAUUGGUCAAGAGCAUCUCCCUUCAAACGAACGGGAAACAAUAGGGGAUGCGAGUGAAUCGGCUUUGUUGAAAUGUAUGGAAAUGUUGUUGGGGAAUGUGUCGACAAAACGAAGGGAUAAUCCUAAGGUGUGCGAAAUCCCCUUCAAUUCGACCAACAAAUACCAAGUUUCGAUUCACCGGAUCAAGGGCCAAUUUAUCCUUUUGAUGAAAGGCGCCCCCGAACGCAUCCUGGACCGUUGUGCCACAAUCCUGCGAUUUGAGGAAACCUCAACCCUGACCCAGGACAUCAAAAACGGGAUCAUGCGCGCGAUCAACAAUCUGGGAUUAAAAGGCGAACGCGUUCUGGCUUUCGCCGAUUUGCAGCUACCUUCAGGGAUUUACAACAGUAGUUACGCCUUCGAUCCUGAGAAAAAAAACUUCCCAUUGACUGGAUUAAGGUUUGUUGGGUUGAUUUCGAUGAUGGACCCUCCACGUCCCGCAGUUCCUGAUGCUGUCCGUAAAUGUAAAACUGCAGGGAUUAGGGUCAUCAUGGUUACGGGGGAUCAUCCCAUCACGGCUGCUGCGAUAGCAAAGCAAGUCGGGAUUUUGUCGCAGCAAAGUAUAACGUCUUAUGACAUUGCGUUGCGAAGAGACGUUUCAGUCAGUUUGGUUACUGAUAAGGAGAAAAGUAUGUGUAAUGCGGCUGUUAUCACCGGGAGUGAUUUGAGGGAAAUGACAACCACUGAGCUACAGAAUAAUAUGUUGACGUAUCAGGAGAUUGUGUUCGCGAGGACGAGUCCGCAACAAAAAUUGAAAAUUGUGGAGGCGUUUCAGAAGCUGGGGCAUAUUGUGGCUGUGACGGGGGAUGGGGUUAAUGAUUCUCCAGCCUUAAAGAAGGCCGAUAUUGGCAUAGCGAUGGGAAUUGCCGGCACAGACGUGUCCAAAGAGGCCGCUGACAUGAUCCUCCUUGACGACAAUUUUUCGUCAAUAGUCACCGGAGUAGAAGAGGGUCGUCUCAUCUUCGACAACUUAAAAAAGAGCAUUGCCUACCUCCUGACCUCAAACGUGCCCGAAAUAGUGCCGUUUAUCGCCAUGGUCUUCAUAAACAUACCCCCCGUGAUCGGUAUUUUAGCCAUAAUGGUCAUCGAUGUUGGGACGGACCUAUGGCCAGCCAUCAGCCUCGCGUACGAGAAAGCCGAAGCUGAUAUAAUGACUCGCCGACCCCGCGACCCCUUCUACGACAAACUCGUCAACCACCGCUUGAUUCUGCUGACGUACGCCCAAAUUGGGGUCAUUCAGACGUGUGCCAGCUUCGCGUCGUAUUUUCUGUGCAUGAUGGAGCAUGGGUUUUUCUGGGGUCUCCUCGUAGGUUUAAGACACGAUUGGAUCGAUAAGGAUAAGAUAGUUAUAGAUUCGUAUGGUCAAGAGUGGACGUUCGAAGAGCGGAAGAUUUUAACGAGGAAGUGUUAUAGUAGUUUUUUUCUGUCGAUAGUUUUGACACAAGUGGCUGAUUUGAUCAUUUGUAAAACGAGGAGACUGUCGCUGUUUCAGCAAGGAAUGACGAACUGGGUGCUAAAUGCGGGGAUUUUUGUCGAGUUGAGUAUUGCAGCGUUGGCGGUUUAUUGCCCAGGGUUGAGGAUGCUGCUGGAGUUUGAACCGAUCACUUUGGAUAUUUUGGUGCCCACUUUACCGUUCGCGAUUAUUAUUUUCUCGUUUGAUGAAGUGAGGAAGUUUUUUAUCAGAAAGUACCCCGGUGGGCUCAUCGAUUUGGAGACUUAUUAUUAAUUUAUUAUUUUUAUGGUUCAAAUGAUUGUUGAUAAAUUUAG